This is a messenger RNA of Diuraphis noxia (Russian wheat aphid), 1065 nucleotides long. It is a transcript of the gene Arl1, whose product is annotated as ADP ribosylation factor-like 1. Gene Ontology annotation, molecular function: GTPase activity; GTP binding. Lineage: Eukaryota; Metazoa; Arthropoda; Insecta; Hemiptera; Aphididae. The record is from RefSeq and is a predicted model, not a curated record.
UUUGCUCUUCACCCCCCGCCUUUAAUCACACAGUGUCCACAACAACACGCCUUACGUUAACGGCACUACAGCAGCAGCAGUAGCCGUAGACCCUCGUUUGAUUAUUACUCUGUUCUUUCUUUUUAUCGUCGCUUCCACAUCAAAACAUCGUACAUCGAAGUCACACUGGUUUAAUACAACUAUAUCAUCAUAAUAAUCAAUAAUAUUUCAACGACGAUAAUAAUAAAUUUGACAUCUAACAUUGCCGAAUAACGAUCUAGAUUACCGCUAUCUGAUAGCUGUUUAUUCGCGUCGACCGGGCUAAUUGCUCUGCGCGUUCUGCGUUCUGCAGUCGUUCCGAAGUAGUCAUCGUCGUCGAAGUCAAACGAACAGCUAACGUAAAAGAAACAAACAAAAUACUAUCCACGUUGUCUGUCACCAGCGACCGGCUGCGCUUUCACUUCGACUAUGGGGGGAUUUUACAGUUAUUUCAAGAAUCUAUUUGGUGAAAAAGAACUGAGAAUUUUAAUCUUGGGCUUAGAUGGCGCAGGAAAGACUACCAUAUUGUAUAGGUUACAAGUUGGUGAAGUUGUUACUACUAUUCCAACAAUAGGAUUCAAUGUCGAGCAAGUUACUUAUAAAAAUAUUAAAUUUCAAGUUUGGGAUCUUGGAGGCCAAACGUCCAUUAGGCCAUAUUGGAGGUGUUAUUAUUCAAAUACAGAUGCUGUAGUAUAUGUAAUCGAUUCAGUUGAUCGAGAAAGAAUGGGUAUAGCUAAAGACGAAUUGAUGUAUAUGUUAAAAGAAGAAGAACUAAAUGGUGCUAUAUUAACAAUAUUGGCCAACAAACAAGAUGUUGAGGGUUGUAUGAAUGUAACUGAGAUACAUCAAGCUCUUGGAUUAGAUUCUUUAAAAAACCGAACAUUCCAAAUAUUUAAAACAUCAGCCAAAAAAGGUAUAGGACUUGAUGAGGCUAUGGAUUGGCUUUGUAACACUCUACAAAAUCACAAAUAAUGAAAUGCUAUGUUUAUUAUAUUUCUAUUGUAAUUAGAAAAUUGUACAAAUAAAAUGUUAUAAUGUUUAAUUAAA